Molecule: messenger RNA, 7091 nt
Organism: Dermacentor albipictus
Lineage: Eukaryota; Metazoa; Arthropoda; Arachnida; Ixodida; Ixodidae
Source: RefSeq, a predicted model, not a curated record
UCCGCCUGUUGGUUAGGCCUCACCUCGCAGCAGCAGCGAGUCGCCGCGUCGGAACCCGAGGAGCGCUUGCAAAGCGAUUCGGGGCGCCCGCAAGCGGCGCAGCUCCGCAGCAGGCCCGACUCGCCGCCGGCGUCGACACCACGCAGCUACGGCCAUGGCUAGAGCCUAAGGAGUCUUCCGGCGUCGCCAUGGGCCCCUAGACUGCUGCUGAGCCAUGGACCACCAGCGACGGGGCACUGUGCGCUCCAUGCACGGGGGCGGCCGGUCGCGGCGGCCCUCGUCAGCCGUGGACUCCAAGUACCCGAGCAUGGACCGCUCAUGCGCCAUCAUCCUCAUGUACGGCAUCUACUUCUGCUACGUGCUGGCCUGCUUCGGUGCCAUGCUGGCGGUGGCCGGCCUCAUGUUGCACAUCUCGAGCGAGCAGCCUGGCGCGCACGACAAGGGCAAGAUCAUCGCAGGCACGGGCAUCGGCAUCUGCGCCGUGUGCUUCGUGAUCGCCUUCUACUGCCGCUCAGUGCGGCUGGACGAGCAGAUCAUGGAGACCAUCAAGGAGACAACAGACGACCGCGAGUGGUCCGUCUUCAAGAACCCCAAGGCCGGCUGGUGGCACAUGCGCUAUGGCAUGGCCGACCAGAGCUCCAUCCGCUCCAGUGCCACCAUUCAGUGCAAUGUGCGGCCAGAUUCGGCUGCCUCCACUUCGUCUGUUGUAGUCUACUACCAGACCAAGGGCCACGAGACUACGCCCUCCGAGGCUAGCCCCAGCCAUUCGAACAGGAUCAAGGGCAGCACGGACAGACUUUGAGCCGCCACCGCCGCCGUGCGCUCCUUGUUCGCGAUGCUGCAGGCUAGAGCACCUUCCACGUGACUGAAACGUCGCGCAGACCGCAUACUUUGGCCAAAGCCAGCCACAAUGAUUUCUUUCGAUGGAACACUAUUUGUCGUAUAUAGUUUUUUUUUUUUUUACGCAAACGGUUUUCGCAGUCACUGUCUAAAGGUGAGGUGUACAUAAGUUAGGUAGGAGAAACAAAAGGUAGUAGUCAUGUGCAAUGAACUAAGCUUUUAUACGUGAGAGUAGAAUAAUCAGUUUAAAAAAGUGCUAAAGAUUUCUUGCUCUGCUACAACACAAGUGAGUAUAACAGUGCAAUAUUUCUGUUUUGCAAUAUUGGUACAGUCACAGCUAACACACGUCUACAGAACAUUUGAAGUUGCACAUUAGUUUUUCGUGACCCAUCUCCUCAAGAAUUGCAACCUAACGCAACUGUUAAGUUGCAAAUACUCAGCGAUAAGUAAUCCCUGUUAAAAAGCAAAAUGGUAAGCUUCUUAUUGAUGGAUGAGUGCUCUGGAGCAGUUUCUCAAAGUUUGAGCGAAUCAGCAAGAACUGCUUUGCAGACAUAGCUUCUGACAAGCAUCAAGUGUCGAAAAAAUAGUGUCACGAGGGUGGUAAAUUCUUCUUUUUAAAGCUUUAUUUUUUCGCAUGUGUGUAUGUGCGUCAACAAAAUAUUUGAUAAGACGAACGUCAGAUAUUACUUGCAUUACGCAAGUGACCAAAUUGCGUCGCCGAAUGCCUUAAUGUGGCGUCACUGAUUGCACUGUAUUUGUGUAUGUUUGGGUCUACUUUACGCAGGGAAACUAAAAAAUUCCAUGUGAAGACAUUGGUCACUUUCAAAUUCAGUGCAAUAUCUUUUUUUUUCUUUUUUUUAAUUAAGAAUAACUAGUCCCUAGCAAACGCUACCCCAAUCUUGUAUGUCAGGAGAAACUGGUGCAGGGCAAAGAUCUUACUGUGUCCAAUCAACUAACCAGGUGUCCUCCCAAGGUAUGACUGGAUCCAUUUGCGGUUUCAAAAGUGCAAUAUAGAAUAAUAUACUUUCUUGUCCUUUUAAAGAUAAUAGAUUCGACAGAUCAGCUGCAUCAGCACAGGCCCUAGCCUGGGACUGACACAUAAGGAAUGUAACACAACCUUUACAGUUAUAGCUUAAAAUUUGCUAAAAGGGACCUUAGUUUGAUGUCCGUAUUGCUGCACAUAUUUUUGCAUAAAAGAGAAUGGGGCGUGCGAGUGCAUCAAGCUGACCAUGGCGACUCAAAGUUAGAGACCUAGGGAAGCAUUUGUGCUCACCCAUGAGCCAAGUUUUCAGAGUAGUGGGUCAUUCACGGUUUCUAGGCUGAUGAAUGAUCAUACAGUCGAACCUCAAUUUAACGCUGACCUAAAAGUCUUAUAUUUAAAAUUCCCUUUAGACCCUUUGUAUAAAUACUCUGGAUUUGGCAAAUUUGCGCUGAAGUUUCAUAUAACGAAGCUAACACACCUCGCACCGGAGCAUUGGCACCCUCCACGAGAGCGAGGUAGUGUUCCUGUAAACGUCUCUCAUACAGAGCUAUUUGACGCCAGCGCUGGGCACCCCUUCUCAUGCAGCCAGGUGCAGCGCAGCGUUGGACAUAGAAAAGGAGAUUAUUUGUCACCAAAAGUGGAGGUGGGACCAUGUGGUCUCACCAAACAGUGCAGUGGUUGAAGUGCCCAUACAGUGACCAUAUUGGCGAAAGCUGCCAAAUUGCUUCUCUUGGAAAUGCUGCGUAACCUACUCUCUCCUCUUGACCUGUUGAGUGCUUGACGGACACAGCCUUCGGCAGCACGGUCAUAGUUUGUGUAUGCGUAAGUGGUGCUUGGCACCACAAGACCGCCACAUCAGGUUUCAGUAAUGUGAACAGUUUCUUAUGUCCGAAGCCAUGUUGCACUAUUAAAUUACAUUAAAUUAUUAGUUAAACUACUAAACUAUUAGUUACAUUAAAUGGCAACGUAUUUGUUGCACUCUUGACUAAUUGAGGUUCCAUGGCAUAUUACUCAGUUGACAGCAAUUCAAAUAGAAAAUUUAAACAUUCAUCGAUGAUUACAAUACUCCCCAACACGAUAUUUGAGCGCAGCUGCACCAGUGUGUUUUCAUUUUGUGAUUUACUGGCUGGCGCAGACAAUCUGUCUCGUGCGGCACAUUGCAAAUGGAGCGAAGUGCAGCGUGAUUGCCUCACUAAUCUGGAGAUCGCGAGAGCCAGCGUUUGCGUAAUGUGUAGGGGCGAUUCACCGCAGCUGCCGUCGACAGGCCUCCCAGACAAUGCGUGCUACUCCGGUGCCAUCUCGUAGCCAUCGUCAUCGCACUAUGCUUUUCUUCUCACACUUUUGCCAUACCCUCCUCCGCUUUCCACUUCAUGGUCCCGCUGCACCAUCAUCUCCGCUUUCCUCCUCGCGUCUUUCAUCCCCUGCUGUGGUCUGCAUUCCCCUUCAUCUUUUGCUAUGCUUGUUCGCUCGGUUAUGCUGCCAAUGCUAGCCGCAGGAAUGGGAGCCUAAAAGCUGUGCUCUAAAAUGAGACAAUUUUUCCGUCAACACUCCUAUAGCCCCGUAAAGCCAUGCGAAGACGUCAAGAGAAUGCUAUGGCAUAAUACCUUAUGGUGCAAGAUAUAAUAUGGUCAAAACAAACAACCCUUUACGUCCUUUAAUUCAUAUUACAAGUAAAAGUUCAAGAACAUGAAUCAUUAGCUGAGAGCACAAUAUCUACGGAAUAACACCCACUUACUUUUCUGAAAUAUGUGACAUGACCUGCAAAUGCCUAAGUGCAAAAGAGAAUAGCUAUUCAGUUUCAAAAAUCCACGCACUCAAAAAAUGUCUUCCCCCCCCCCCCCCCCCUCCCACCCAGGAUGUUGAGGAAGCACCGCACAUGGUGGAACGCAAUUAUUACGUGGGAAUGGGCAACCAGGUAGGCACUAUAAAGGCACUUGAGGGAAGUGCAAUAUGUAUUCCCCUACACCUCUGGCUGUUAUCCAAUUUAGCGACAGCGUAGAAGACAUAUGGGGCAUGCGAGUCAACUUGAGCCAACACGGUGAUGUUUUCAUUCAGGCUGGCAUUUUAUGUACAUUCGUCCGUACUUCUACAAGAAGAAAAACGCACGACGAAAGUCCUUCAACAGGCUGUUGCAUGUGCCGCGGGACGCUCCGCAGUUACAAGUCAUCGAAGGCCAGACUAUAAGUGUUUGUCCAGUGAUAACUAGUUAUGGCCACAUCUAUGCACGAAAUAAGUUAAACUUCUACGGUGAUGGGUUUCCUUCUAGAUGCUGUGUUUCUGGUGAACUGCAAUGGUUGAAGCUGUAAUAUGCUAGUACACAGUGGCGUGGUCAGGAAUUUUUUUGGGAGGGGGCAAGCACUUGAUCGUGGGUGGGGUGCAGGGCAAGCAGGUGUUGUUGUUGCACAUAGCUUUAUGCCAGGUGUCCCUGGUACACAGAAAUUAAGAGGGGGGGGGCACAUGCCCGAUGUCCCCCCCUCCCCUUUUGGCUACGCCCCUGCUACUACACUACAGUAUUAGGGUAUUGCAAUAAAACAUGUUGUGGGGCUAGUUGGUGCAUAGCUUUCAAUAGAUGAAGUGCCAAUAGUGACGGCACACUAGGAAGGAAAACAAAGCGCCUUGUCCUGUCUUUGUUCCUUUCUAGUGCGCCGUUACUACUGGCGCUUCAUCUUUUGAAAGUAUUAGGGUCACUGGCCCCACGUAUUGGGGCCAGCCAGGGCGCUAGUGGGCGAACAGGGUUACUUUUCGAUGCACUAAAGGCACUCAUGUGAAAAAUUCUUUUAGUUCUUCGCUUCAUAAACAUCCAAGCUCUGGUUUUUUUCUCAAGCUCACGCGAUUGCACAGAUCGAGUCCAGACAUUUCGAGUCACUCAAUUACUGACCAUAUCUUAUUGUGCUUUUUGCUCAUUCAGUGUUAGCGGUGUUUCUUUAUGAGGCCAAUCAAAAUUAUUCACGCUGAUGAAACACAAAAACUCAAGAAAAUUGUUUCGAUAUUCAGGAGUUUUAGUUUGAAAAAAGACUAUUAAAUCGAGGCUCAACUAAUUUUUAACCAAAAAAGAAAUCGAAAAGCUUCUUUUAAAUUAACCUAAAGAUAACUUUUCCCUUAAUAUAUUAAAAACAAAACAAAAAAACUAAGCUUUAUUCAGCUCUGCUCCAUUGGUGAGACAUCCAAGCUUAAAAGCGUCACGUCUCACAGCUCUGACAGUAAAAGAACUGUUUUCGAUGGCAACAGUAGGAUGAUGACUGCCACUGUAGCACAUUCAAGUUUUUUUUUUUUUUUCCCUUUUCUGGUGCAAAAAGAUGCUGGCACCAAGAAUGCUUUUUUUUUUUCCCACUAAGAAUACCAAUAGUCACGAACAAAGCCCUUUGUUCCUUUCAGUCACGUGGAAUGUCUCUGGCAAAGUGCGCCAAUGCUUUGCACCAGUGCCAUAGCGCCUCGUCUACCCGCUGCCGAUCAGUAAUCAUGCUGAAGAGGCGCACAUGUGGUUGCCUUCUGGCUGGAUACUCUCAUGGGACCUUAUGCUGCCAACCCUAAAGUGGCAACUGCAUAGACAUGCCUGUGCAAGCCAGAAACUUUUGCAAGACAUGUUCUUGAAGGCAUUUAUCUUCCUACAAGCUUAUGGGGAGAGCAAUGGCAUGUGUAGCUCUCAUCCUCAAGACUGUUGCUGCCGUGACCGCUACACCCAAGAUCACAAAUAGAACUACUUCCGGAUGCAGUUUCCAGUACUCAGCAGGGAGGACAACUCCCAACUUUUUGUUUACAACGAGUACAUACUUCUCCACCCUUAAAUAUGUCCAAUGAAAAAGCCCUUACACCCGAUGUCACUGACACCUUUCCAAGUACCUCUUGCAGCCUUCUCUGCACCUGCGCUGUUUCCAGCAGGAACAUCAGAUGCAUGUGCCGUUUAUUGCUCUGCAAAUGGUACCUAGAAAUGGCAGUCACUACGAUAUUAGAGCAAGCCAUCUCCAGGUCAUGACUUAAAACAACAAAGGAUUAAGCCCUUUCAGACACCACAUUGCCUCCAGGUAUUUUUUAUUGAAACAUCAUUCUACAUGCUCAAUUCUGUCUUGAUUGUGGCUUAUUUCCUAAUGUGGUAAAUGUAAAUUUUUGUUAGCAUCAAGACUUGUAGCUUCCGAGCACGUGUUACUGGCUUCAAGCAUAUUUAGGCAGAACAGCCAUUAAAAUUUUUUUUCGGAAAGAAAAAUUACACAAGAUGUUCAACCUCAGCAUGUGCACUUUCUGGCGAGAAUACUGGCUGCUACACCACAUGUAGCAUGCAAAUAUAGUAUUUGUGCAAAUACAUUCAUUUGGUUCACUAUGUAUGAGGAAGACUGACACCAAUUUUUCCUCUAACGUUGCAUCAUUCAAUGAACAUUAAAAUACGCUAAACAAAAUCAUCGCCUCAAUAACAUUGGCACCUAAUGUCCGCUUUUAGCUUUGUAUUACCUGUGAUGCAACUCAAGAGUGAAAAUGCGAAUCAAUUCAAACAUACUUUCAGACAUGCCUGCUCAUGAAGCCUACUGUGCACCAACCACUUGAUACAGCAUUCCUGAAAGUGCCACUAACUACAGGACAUGCUGCUGAUAAGUAGGAUGACUUUUUUUUUUCUCCCUUCAUCAAAUUUCGCUCCCUACAGCAUUUAUGACUACACACCGACAUCAGUGUCGAGUGACAGCAGCCCCCUCGAGUGCAGCUGAUCUGACCAGAUUCCUGUUCGCCCGUUAUCUGCUCAAGGAAGAAGCCCACAAUGACAGUGGCAAGUUAAAUGGAAGCCUCAAAAGUGCAUGUCACCUGGACAGUAUGUGUACAAGUUGCCCUUGCAGAAGUUGCAAGCACAGUGGCAUACGCACUAAUGUACAAAACAGUGUCAUAUUUCAAGCAUCGACUUUCUUGUGUUGCUGCUGUUCUGCCAGGUAGAGCCAGCAGCCAACUGUAACUGGUGAUCAGUUUGUGAUAUCAAAGCCUGUAGUCUUCACAUGGCAGGUGCGACGAGACUCAUCUUAGAAUCAAAACACAGGCUUCAUUAAAUCUGUUGUGCAAUGUGUGGUGAUGUAAAAGAUAUGCUUCAAAUGUUAAGCGCUCUUGCCAUGCUCCAGAAAAAAAAAAGAUAUUGCGUUCAUAUUUAUAUGUCUUGCAAAAUAUGCUUGAUGGGUCUACAUGCUCUGCAGUGAAUUGUGUGUUAAAAAGGUAGAGUUGUGACCCUCAAGGCUUAAAUCACUGUCUUUCAAUUGGUCAUGUGGAUUUUUAUGUUGAAUAAAGUCACUUUACUUUC